CAUCACACAAACCAAUCUCUGAAAACCUUCGUUUACCGUUUCUGAUACCCUAGCUCUCCAAUGGCUCGUACCAAGCAGACUGCUCGCAAGUCCACCGGAGGCAAGGCUCCGAGGAAGCAACUGGCCACAAAGGCUGCUAGGAAGUCGGCUCCGGCCACCGGCGGAGUGAAGAAGCCCCACAGGUUCCGCCCCGGGACCGUGGCUCUCCGUGAGAUCCGAAAGUACCAGAAGAGUACGGAGCUCCUGAUCCGAAAACUCCCUUUCCAGCGCCUGGUCCGUGAGAUCGCCCAAGACUUCAAGACCGACCUUCGGUUCCAGAGCUCGGCCGUGGCGGCGCUCCAAGAGGCGGCGGAGGCGUACCUGGUGGGACUCUUCGAGGACACCAACCUUUGCGCCAUCCACGCCAAGCGGGUCACCAUAAUGCCAAAGGAUAUCCAGCUCGCUAGGAGAAUCAGGGGUGAGCGCAUGGAAGCUUAUUUAGAAUCCCAAGUAGCAAUUGGGUUGGAGCACAUUCUUAUUCAGUUAUUUGUGCGUUUCAGAAUUUUGAUUAAUCUCCUUACUUUGCUUUUUGAUGUUCUUAGAUUGGAUGGCUCUCCAAUGGCUCGUACCAAGCAGACUGCUCGCAAGUCCACCGGAGGCAAGGCUCCGAGGAAGCAACUGGCCACAAAGGCUGCUAGGAAGUCCGCUCCGGCCACCGGCGGAGUGAAGAAGCCCCACAGGUUCCGCCCCGGGACCGUGGCUCUCCGUGAGAUCCGAAAGUACCAGAAGAGUACGGAGCUCCUGAUCCGAAAACUCCCUUUCCAGCGCCUGGUCCGUGAGAUCGCCCAAGACUUCAAGACCGACCUUCGGUUCCAGAGUUCGGCCGUGGCGGCGCUCCAAGAGGCGGCGGAGGCGUACUUGGUGGGACUCUUCGAGGACACCAACCUUUGCGCCAUCCACGCCAAGCGGGUCACCAUAAUGCCAAAGGAUAUCCAGCUCGCUAGGAGAAUCAGGGGUGAGCGUGCUUAAAUUGAAAGGAAUUUUGUAUAGAUACGAACAGAGGGAUGUGCAAGUGUUUGGGAAGGGCACCCAGUGAAAAUCAAGCCUUUGGGAAAGGAUAUCCAGCUCCGCAUGUGUUUGAUUUUAGGGCCUAUGUUAGAUUAUGUUGCCUUCUUUGCUCACUGCCAAGAUUGUAGUUCAAGCUUGGAUGUAUUGUAUUGACUUGCCCAAUGGAAAUUUAAGGGUUGCUUCCUUUUGUU
Molecule: messenger RNA, 1238 nt
Organism: Corylus avellana
Lineage: Eukaryota; Viridiplantae; Streptophyta; Magnoliopsida; Fagales; Betulaceae
Source: RefSeq, a predicted model, not a curated record